Molecule: messenger RNA, 345 nt
Organism: Striga asiatica
Lineage: Eukaryota; Viridiplantae; Streptophyta; Magnoliopsida; Lamiales; Orobanchaceae
Source: the annotation of a GenBank genome assembly
AUGGGUGGCGGUCCGGGACGGUUAGUCGGACUCCUCGGACCGCUCAGAAACCAUUUUGGGUACGAACCGGGCUUACUGGAACAUGUUGGACCGGUUUGGUGCGAGCUGAACCGGACUAGAACGCAUCUGGACAGCUUGGAGAUGCGCUGGGCUCCAGCUGAACCGGUCUGGGCAAAUUUCCAAGUCGCUUGGCUUCGGAGAAGCUGUUGGGCCGCGGACACUCAUGCAUUUGGACGGAGGAAGCGGGCUAGGAGGAUGCUUUGCACGCGGGCCAAACGCGGGCCUCUCGGGCCGAGGGAUGUGAGAAUACCGCGGGCCUGGUGCGGGCUGGCAGUUGAGAGGUAG